Carica papaya (papaya) is the source of this 2125-nucleotide messenger RNA. RefSeq names its product GATA zinc finger protein (gene NUFIP). Gene Ontology annotation, biological process: box C/D snoRNP assembly. The record is from RefSeq and is a predicted model, not a curated record. Gene Ontology annotation, cellular component: nucleus. Lineage: Eukaryota; Viridiplantae; Streptophyta; Magnoliopsida; Brassicales; Caricaceae. Gene Ontology annotation, molecular function: RNA binding.
UUCUUCUUUCGAACCUUAAGCCCUACUUCCCUGCUUUUCGCUUAUCAACCCCCGUACUAAAAAAGAAAAAUUUCCUCGCAAAUUCUGGGAGUUAAGUUUGUCGUAGCUUUUGUAUCUCUAUACUGGAAGAAUGCAACCUUCUUCCAAUUCUUUUCUUCCCUUUCAUCAACAGAAAGCUUCCCAGUCUACUCCUUCAGUAGGGAAUUCAUGCCCUAUGUUACCGAAUUCCAUGCAAGUUCAGCCUCAAAUGGGUAUCAUCAAUCCGCACCUUCCUAUUCCGUUUGCCAAUAGCAGCAAUAUGCCGCCAUUGAUGCCCCAAGCUGGUUUCAUGAAUGCUCCUGCCCAUCCCUUUCACUCUCAAAAUAACAAUCUGGGUACGCCCCAACUCACUCCUGUGGGUGCUGUUUCUCAGCCUGGUUUCGGUGUACCCAUCUUGAAUAACGCUUUAAUGGGUCAGUUGUGCAAUCCAAUGCAGAAUCCAACUCAAGCACAGGGACAAUUAAUUCAUGGGCUGGCGAAUCUGACUCAACAGCUAAAUCAGAUUAUGGCUUUGGCAACUGGUCAACAAUUCUCUAUGCAAAACCAAGUGCAGAAUAUGAACCAAUUUGUGCCAAUGCAAAUGCCAAUUCCUCAAGGAGCCCCUUAUGGUGCCCCAUUGGGUUCUCAGCAGUUGGCAGGCUUUGGUGGUUCCAAUUUUUUUGGGAAUCCACAGUUUGGUGUUGUGAAUUCGAAGCAAACUGAGCAGCAUCUUAACAAAAACUGGGGUAGGCACGGUAUGAAUUCUCCACAAUCACAAGGGAACUCCUUCGGUGAUCUAUCUUCUUCAACUAAGACGCAGCAGAAUCAGAAUUCUCAACAUUCUGGUAUCACGAGUUCGCAGGGCCAACCAAUCAAAGCUGGUCAUAUUAAUAACUUAUGUUCAAAUAGGAAAAAUUUUCAAGGCAAAACGUUCCCUAGAAACCUGAAAAGUCAUAUAUCACAAAAAGGAUUCCAAAAGUCUCAGUUUCAUCAAUCGGGAAAUGGAAAGAGAAAGUUUGGGUCCUCUAAUGAUCAUAAAGGAAAAGGGCCUUGCAAUGAGAGGCCUACUAAACUCCGCCUAUGUGAUUCUGCAAAUGUAGCUAAGGAAAUGAAAAGAUGUCUUGCUUUGCCAUAUACGGGGAAGGAAAUUCAGCAGUGGCGUGAAGAACGUAAGAAGAAUUAUCCAUCGAAAGCCAAUAUUCAGAAGAAGCUCAAUAAGAAACUAGCAGAUUCUGGUGAUAGCGAGGCCAAAAUUCGAAGAGAGCAACUCAAGGAGAUCUUGUCUAAGCAGGCUGAGUUAGGUGUUGAAGUUGCAGAGGUACCGUCACAUUAUUUUUCAGAUUCAGAGAAGCAAGGGGGCAGAGGGAACAAGAAUGGUAGGGCAUUAACUAAGAGGAAAGAAUCAAAAAACAAACAAGAUAUAAGGGGGAGAAAUAACAAAAAUGACAAGUCUGCCAAGCAAGAAAGACUAAGAAAUCCAUCGAACAAUUCUUGUUUAAAUAAGAGAGAGCCCACACUUUUGCAGAAGCUUCUGAGUGCAGACGUAAAAAGAGAGAGAUGCCACUUGUUGCAGGUGUUUAGGUUCGUGGUGAUGAACUCGUUCUUCAAAGAUGGCCCUGACAAGCUUCUUAAAUUUCCUAAAGUUGUAGUUAAAGAAAGUGGUUGUGAGGAGAAAUCAACGUGCACCAUCGGAGAAGACGUUUCUGACAGCAGCAAGAAGAUUGUACUUGAGAAUGUAGUCGAUUCUGAAGAUGUCGGCGUUCAUGACAAAGAUGCUAGCAAUGAUGAAGGUAGUGCUCGAGUUGAACAAGCUGCUGGUCAGUUUGUUAAGAGAGAGGAGCUUAUUGACGAGGAAAUAGGUAGGCCCGGGGGAGAAACAGAAGAGGGAGAAAUCAUUGAUUGAAAUUAUCAAUGAUAAUAUAAUUAUAUGUAUGAUUGAAAAUGUUGAUGGUGGUAUGGUAGUAUUUGUUGACGGAGAGGAAGAUGGUAACAUGUUUUCUGAAUAAUUGGUUGAAUGGAAAAGAGAGAUGUAAAUAUUAUUAGUUGGGGUUCGAACAACAUAGAAAUUGAUAAUCAAGAGUUUUCAAAGAAGGUCUUUUCGUUUGAA